Molecule: messenger RNA, 566 nt
Organism: Euleptes europaea (tarantolino)
Lineage: Eukaryota; Metazoa; Chordata; Lepidosauria; Squamata; Sphaerodactylidae
Gene: SPCS3
Product: signal peptidase complex subunit 3
Exons: 5
Coding region: 10-552 (180 amino acids)
Biological process (GO): protein targeting to ER
Cellular component (GO): signal peptidase complex; membrane
Source: RefSeq, a predicted model, not a curated record
GCGGGGGCCAUGAACACCGUACUCACCCGCGCCAACUCGCUCUUCGCCUUCUCGCUGAGCGUCAUGGCGGCGCUCACCUUCGGCUGCUUCAUCACCACCGCCUUCAAGGAGCGCAGCGUGCCCGUCAGCAUCGCCGUCUCCCGGGUCAUGCUAAAAAAUGUAGAAGACUUCACUGGACCUGGAGAAAGAAGUGACCUUGGAAUCGUUACUUUUGACAUUACAGCAGAUCUGCAUAGUAUAUUUGACUGGAACGUGAAACAGUUAUUCCUAUAUUUAUCAGCAGAAUAUUCAACGAAGAACAAUGCUUUGAACCAGGUUGUCCUUUGGGACAAAAUCAUUUUGAGAGGCGAUAAUCCAAAGCUACUGUUAAAAGAUAUGAAAUCAAAAUACUUUUUCUUUGAUGAUGGAAAUGGGCUCAAGGGCAACAGAAACGUCACUUUGACUCUCUCGUGGAAUGUCGUACCAAACGCAGGCAUCCUACCUCUUGUGACAGGAGCAGGACACAUAUCUGUUCCAUUCCCAGAUGCUUACAAAACUGCAAAAAGCUAUUAAAUUAUUAUGCCGAA